Molecule: messenger RNA, 4107 nt
Organism: Etheostoma cragini (Arkansas darter)
Lineage: Eukaryota; Metazoa; Chordata; Actinopteri; Perciformes; Percidae
Exons: 24
Coding region: 270-3932 (1220 amino acids)
Biological process (GO): mitotic sister chromatid separation; attachment of spindle microtubules to kinetochore; protein phosphorylation
Cellular component (GO): midbody; intercellular bridge; kinetochore
Molecular function (GO): protein binding; ATP binding; protein kinase activity
Source: RefSeq, a predicted model, not a curated record
CUAGUUUUAUAAACUGUAUUCUGGGUAUGCAAGGCAUGUAUAAAACAUAGAAAUAAUAUAGCUAGUGAUAUAAAAUUGUAGUAGGCCAACAGCUGAGUCAAGGUGACCGUAACUCGUGUUUGAUUGGCCGAAAGUGACGAGCCGGCGGGUCAGACCCUAAUGGUAGUUACUCCAUUAAAACAGUUGCUGUGCCUAAAAGAAGUUAAAAACAACGGUUCAACAAUCUAUAUUGCCAUCUGCUGACAGCUGGGUGGACCAGAUGAAACAGGAUGAAUGCGCUGCUAUUCCCCUGUCCUGUACAUAUGGGUGUUGUGACCACUGGAGGUGCACACGCUCAACUGCACAAAUACACUUUAGAAAGAAAUCUGACCAAGUUGGAGAAACUGCUGAGUAAGGGUGUUGAUGUGAACUGUGAGAAUCACUUGGGUCAGACUUCACUGUUCUGUGCUGCUCUGCUGGGCCAAGUCAAGGUGAUGGAGCUGCUCCUGCAUUACGGAGCUGAUCCCAACCAUCGCUGUGAUGACGGGAGCACCCCGGUUCAUGCAGGCGUAUUCUCCUGCAACCCUUCAGUGGUGAGCUGCUUGCUGGAUGCCGGAGGAGAUCUAAGACUGCAUGAUGUGGAAGGCAGGACUCCUUUUGAUUGGCUCAGGGCUGUAAAGCAGGAAGACAGUGACAAGAUGCAAGAGUUCCUGGAGAUCUGCAUGUCCUCCAUGCAACAGCUGUGUCAGAGCCCAGGCGCGACAAAGCUCAACUCUAGCUUGUCCCACAUGUCAACAUCCAUCUUGCUACAUCCUGUAUCUUUGCUGGAUCGUCUAAAAGCCCGUGGAAAUGACAAGCACUUCAAUAAGAGGACAAACAGCAGGUCUUCUGGUACAACAGCCCUCUGUUUAGGUUUUGGAAAGCUGUGUGUUAACAGGCCCUGCCCGACGUUGGCUGUGCCAGCAUCUAUUCCACUGAUCAGAGACAGUGAUUUGAGCCAGGCUGAUGAUGAUGAACCUCUGCUCUCCUUCACAUGUGGCUCUUUGACCUCAAUGACCAAUUACAGCUGGAGGGGCUCCAGGGUGACAGUGAAGACAAUGAGGGACAGUCAGACAGCCUAUUUGGACCUGCUCCUCAUAGAACAAGAGUACUGCAGCCAGCUGUUCCACCCACAGCUGCUGCAGCUGAUGGCAGUGAGUGUAUCUGAUGACCUCCAGAGGACCAGUCUGGUGUUUGAACCUGUCAACGUCGGCACGCUGCACAACCUGCUGCACAACAGGCGUGCAGAGUUUCCAGUGUUGCAGGACAUGUGGCUGCUGUCAGUGAUCUUGCAGGUCUGUGAAGGUCUUCAGUACAUCCACAGAGGAGGCCUGGUGAUGAGGGCCCUGUCUUCCCACAGUGUGGUCCUCACAAAGUUCACAGUAGCCAAACUAACUGGUUUAUGCUUCAUGGUCCCCAGCAGUCAAAGUACAUGUGUGAAACCCCCCAUGCACACAGUCCUGCCCCCCAGCUUCUACAGAUGGGCUGCUCCAGAGGUCAUUAAACAGCGGCCGUGCACAGAGCUAGCGGACAUCUACAGUCUGUGUGCUGUGAUCCAGGAACUUUACACAGAUCGUGAACCAUGGGACACAGUGGACCUGACCGUUAUAAAACAGGCAAUGGAUGCAGGACGGGCCCUGGCAGUAGACAGCAGCAUUCCACAGCCUUACUACGAUGUGGUCCUGAAAGGCCUGAAGCUGCACCCACGGGACCGCACCUGCAGCCUCCAGAGCCUGCGCUACAUGCUACAACAUGACAUCAAGAGGUUCUCACUGGAGGAACAGUUGAGUGGUGGUCUGUGUGUUUACCCAGAACCAGAUCUGGGGCCAUCUGAAGUCCAGACCACAGCAGAGCAAACCAUUGUGGAGGAACCAGUACAGAGCGGUACUGAGCACAACACACAAACAUGGCCAUUUGCCAAGGCAGACACAGUAGGGGGAAGACAGCUGUACAGUGGAGAAAGACCAAACCUGGGGAGAGAAAGAGAUGAAUUUAUGGAGGGAGAAACAAUUCUCCAUCAUGUGUACCCUUACAAAGACAUGCUUCCUAUGCGUGCUGAGUUUGACUCAGUUAGUAUUGAGGAAGGACCUGAACCAGAGGCAGGCAUAGACAAAGAGCUAGUGGAGCAGCUGGAUAGCCUGAAACUGAUCUCAGAUCAACAGAUCAGCACCAUUGCGGUCAACCUCAAAGUGUCCCGGGAGCUGCUGCAGCAGGCCAACAGGAGCCUAGACACAGUGGAGAAACACCCCCAGCUGGACCACCCGUGGCUAGACUCAGCGACCCGGCUCAGAGAUGCUCCUUCUAAUAUCCACACCGACGCCUCUUGUACCUCCUCCCUUUCUUCCUUCUCUAUGUCCUCCACAAAUCUUUCAGGAGUUAGCGUUGCAGUUGGACCACGUUCUAAACAGUACUGUCUCUUGCCGCACGGGGGAGAUCAAUGGGGAAGGAAUCUGGAGGCCCAGCUUGUGAGCAGGGAUUGGGAACUGCUGAGCCAGGAAGAGCUGGCUUUAUGGCUGAAUCGCUAUCCAGCUGAACAGCCGCAGUAUGAGGAGGGCUGGUCGCCACCUUGGCUUUCCUCAGAGUGCUACAUGACGGAGAAACGUUCAGUAGCUGAUCACAGCACGGGGGAGCUGAGCCAGUACAGAUCAGCACUGGACAGCAGCUUCCUCAACAUCGUCUCUGGGAAGAAGCAGCAGAAAUCCAAUUCACAAGAAAAUGCAGACAUUACAAUGGAGGUGUGCAGGCCAGCAGCUAGUGGGAGUUUACUGCUAGAUACUCACAACACCAAAUAUGAGAGCUUUCCCAACAACUCUGAGAAAACAGACUCUGAUCCUGAAAUCAGUGUAACACAGGCUCUGUAUACACCCAACACUAACACGGCUCACUUUGACAUGGCUGGGCUGGCUGAACUCUCCAGCAUCUCAUACUCUCCAGCUCAGCCUCAGGAGAAACUCUACACUAUCUCUGUAUGCGGACAAGCCCCACCCUGUAACAGUACCCCACGUAGCCCAGACGUAUGCCGGAAGGUGAUGACAGGAAUGAUUGAGGCCAAUCUCGCGGACUCCCCUGCCUGCAGUCACCCCAGCUCUGUGUAUCUCAGGACUGAGAGUUUCACCACACCAAGAGAAAGCUGGCCUCCACCUUUCGACGUAGACCCAGCCAGCCAGGAGGAAGGGCAGCCAGAUACUAUAUCUCACAGCUUCAUUGGAGAGCAUAAGCUAGAACAGGAAGAAGAAGAAGAAGAAGAAGAAGAAGAAGAAGAGGGAGCAGUAGUGUCUAAACAGGAGCAGAUUGGAGAGAGGCAGGAGGAAAUGGAUGGAACUAGUCAACCAUCUUCGGAGGCAGAAGAAGUGGACAGGGCAGAGGACGAGCUUGAGAAAAUGGAGGAAGGAUUGCAGAUAGUCAAAGGGUGCACCGAAGAAGUAAGAAACAUGGACGAGGAGGAAGGAAGGCAUGUUGAAGAAGGCAGUGAGGAAGAAGAGCGUGGCUGUUGUAACACACAGAGAGAUGUGGGGUCAGAAGUAGAGGAAGAGGAGGACAUAGAAUAUAUUGGUGACAGGAAGAAGGAAAUAACAGGAUUAUUUGGCAAUGGAGAAGAAAUGGGGGAGAAUGCCUUGGUUAAGAUCAGUGAGCUUGUUGCAGACACAGUGUUUGCAGAUCAGAAGGAGGAGCUCAGGGUGUCUCUAGGGUCACAGCAAAGCCCCAGCUUAUUGGAGGACACAAAAAGAGCCAAUUCAACACUAGAUGAAGUGCUGCAGGGCUUUGUAGUGGAGGGCACCAGAAAGAGCCCAGGAGCAAGUGGAAGGGUUGCUACAUUGUGUCAGCUGUUUGAAGGUCAGACUGGUGAUGAUGAACACCCAGCAGGAGACCAUGCACACAGAGUCAGCUCCAGUGCUGACUCAGCCACCACCUGAAAACAGGUCUCAACUGGAGGACUGUGUUGGAGCAGCACCACACUCUUCAUGAGUCAAAUCAGCAAGGGAAAUGUUCUUUUGUGUUACUAGUGUGGCGUUUAAAGGGAAGUUGUGUUCGUAGUGCACUGUUACUAGUUUAUGUUUUUAAGCAAGGUUUGUUAUCCUGCAACUCUAU